Molecule: messenger RNA, 3763 nt
Organism: Paramecium pentaurelia
Lineage: Eukaryota; Ciliophora; Oligohymenophorea; Peniculida; Parameciidae
Source: the annotation of a GenBank genome assembly
AUGGCAUAAUUUCAUAAUUAAAUAGAUGAUACUCUGUCUUAGCAAUAUUUUUAAGAGUAAACUUAGUCAAAUAUGUCACUUGGACUUAUUAUCAAUUAUAUUUUUGCAGAUAUAGCCAAAAGACCUAGGUCUUUCAAAAUAGGAUUAUUUACAACAUAUAUAGUCAUCACCUUCUUGGGGCUGCUUUAAUGUGUAGUUUAAUUGAGUCCACUCAUUUUUCUUUAAUUAAAUGAGUCAACUACUGGCGAUACAGAUCUUUUAUACUUACCUAUGGCUGCUGAAAACACUAGCAACUACAGAUUAAUUAAUAUGACAGAUCUACAUUAAGUAUCAAUUUUUACUAUUUUAGCACACAACUUAAGUCUCAGAAUUUCUAGAUAUAUCUCCAAGAUGGAUGUUUAUGUGUAAUUUAGGAAAAGUAGGAGUUGAAUAAAAAUUUAGAGCAUAUUUUUUGAUUCUCGAUUCCUAACUUGAAUAAAGUAUUGGAAUAGGAAGGCGAUUAGAUAUUGACAUAAUAAAUAACAAUUAAGUUUAUGUAUCUGAAACAGGUUUAAGAGGAUUAAAUGCAAGUAAGGGUGAUUAGAUUUACUUGAAUAUUAAUAUCUUAUAAUUACUAAAAAAUUUUGGGAUUGAAAGUGAAAGCAAUGAAUUUACUCAAUAAUUAAGACAACCUUUUAAAAAUGCCAUAAAUUAAUAAUUAGUAACAUAUUUUAAGGAAGAUAAUUUUCAGGAUAAGGAAUAUAAUAUAACAGAACUUGCAAUAUACUCUUAAUCUUAUUUGAAUUAUGUAAAAAGAAUUGAAUCAACAAGUUUAACUAAAACUAUAGCUUAAGAGUAUUUUAAAUAGAAUGUUCGUUAGUUAGAUAAUUAUACAGAGGAAUAAAAGGAAUUUGCAUAUUAAGUAAUUGACAUAAUGUUUCAAAGAAAUAUGACAAGAGAUGCUUAUGCAAUUAAUAAAUUUUUAAUUAGAGUUUCUAAGUUUUCAUCUUUUAUUACAAUAUCAUAAUUUGAAGAUGGAUUAUUUGAUUUGCUUAUACAAAUUAAUGAAUUCAAUAUUAAUGCUAAAGUUCAUGGAGGUGUUGAAUCUCCUAAGGGAAAAUGGACAGAUGCAUUAGGUAUGAUGGUUUUCAUGGAUUAUAAAAAUGCAACAGAAAUAUUUUUAGAAUCUUUUUUUAAUAAAUUUGAUCAAGUGAUAACAGAUAAUAAAUAGAAUAAUGAAGGAAUGCCUGGAGCUAUAUCUGAAUUAAUUCCUGUUAAUGACACUUAAAGUUGGGCCAAAAAUGCAACAAUAAAUUUUAAAUUGUAGGAAUAUUCAUUAAUGGCUAAUCUAUUAUUUAAGAAUAGAGGAGAAAAAUAUGAAACUCCAAGAAUAGCUAAAGAUGCCAUUAUUAAAACAACAAAUGAAUUUUUUACUGGAGCAGGAUAUAAUUAUCCAGUUUAAAUUACAGCACCUUUAGGAUUUACAAUUGGAUUAUAUCAUUUAAUGAAGAAUUUUAUAGAAAAUUUAUUGGGAGUUGCAACUAUGAUUCUAUUAAUGUUGUCAAUAUUAUUAAUUUAUUCUUUAAUGAUAGGAGAUAUAGAAGAGAAAACUUAUGAGUUUGGUAUGCUUAGAGCAUUAGGAUUUAAGAAAUCAUGGUUAAUCGUAUUGUUGAUGUUAUAGGCAUUAACAUUUGCAAGUUAGUAUAAUUAUUAUAAUAUUUUAUUAUAGUUCCUGGAUUGUUUUUGGGUUUGGUAACUUGUUAUUUAAUUAAUUCCUUAAUAAGUAUGUAUAUUUUUGAUAUGUCACUUUUACUUACAACAUAUUCCAUUCCAUCUUCAGCUUUGGCAUUUUAAAUAAGUUUAGGAAUAACUAUGCCAAUAAUUAGUAACAUUUUGCCAAUUAAGAAGGCAUUAUCAAAAGCUCUUAGAGAUAGUUUAGAUCUAUUUCACAGAGUGGUGAAUGAUAUUUUAGUUACUGUAGUAAAACUUGAGAUGAUGGGGAUAUCUACUAAUUAAACAGUAUGUUCAAUAAUAUUGAUAAGUAUGGGUUUUAUUAGUUAUUAUGUAAUCCCCAUGAAUAUAAUAUUUUAAAAUAUAAGAGGUGCUAUUAUAGUAAUCAAUUUGAUAUUUAUAACAAUGGUUGUAGGAGUGACUGUAUUAAUGAAUUUGAGUGAACAAUGGUUGGAAAGAUAAAUAUUGAAGAUUAUAUUAUUUAUUAAAUAGUCAGAUAAGAAUUUAUAGAUGAUAAUUUUAAAUAAUCUUAAUGGACAUGGAAAUAGAAAUUUUAAGACUACAUUAAUGUAUUCAUUAGGAUUGGCAUUUAUUAUAUUUACAGGAGCUUAAUUCACUUUAUAAGCAGAAUUUAUGAAUGAUUUCAUUAAAACAAGUCUAACUUCAGAUAUAAUAGUUUUUGAUGCUUCUAUUUAGAGAUUAGGAUUAGAUGAAUAUAAAUUUAGACAACAUUUAGAAUGGGAGAAAGUUAAUGAUCCAACUUUUAUAUAAGAUUAUACAUUUAGUGCAGUAAAUUUAAAUGAGAUUCCUGGUAUACCUAGAUUUUUUUAAAUUUCUCCUUUAGCUCAUUUUCCAAGAAGAAGAAUACGUUUAUAAGCUGUCGAAGAAAAUUACUUGUAGGUUAUCAAUUAUCAAUAUUAUUAUCCAACAGAAUAUGAUACUAAAUAAACAUCUAUUGAAUAUUUACCUAAUGGUGUAAGAGAUGGUGUUAAAGACAUAUAUAAUAAUGAAGGUAAAUUAGAUAUUGCAAAAACUUCUGAUGUUUAUGGAAUUGCAACCAAUAAUCAUGCAUAAAAUAAUUAUAAGGCAAUGUUAAAUAUGAUUAAUAAUAUUACAAAUUAAACUGAAGAAGUUGAUAAAGAAAUUAAUGUAAUAAUACCUGAAGGAUAUAGAUAUGAGGAUGGUGUAGAUGUUGAUACACCUGCUUUAUUAAGAAUAUAUUUUAGAGAUAGAGGUAGAGCUAUAGAAAGAAGAUUAAAAAUUAAACAUAUGGCUAUUAAAAUACCUAAUAAUGCUUUUAGUGGUUACAGAACAGUUGCAUUAUUUGGAGAAGGAUUAAUUACUAUGAAGGAUGCUUAAAUGUUAAUUAAUGAAAUACUUAAUAGUAGAAUAGAAGAAAAUAAAUUUAACAAUUAAAGGGCUCAUUAAUAUUUUUAAAAAUUGCCCAAAAAUCUUACUUAUGGGCUACCAAAAGAUAGUCUAUUAAUUAAAUUUAAAAGAGUCACAACAAAAGAAGAACGAAUAGAUUUUAGUAAUAGAUUAAGAAAUUAUUUUACUAAUGAUUAAAUCUAUUUAUUUGAUUCCAUUACUAUGACAGAGACUUCAAAAGAUUUCUUUAAAUAUCUAGAAUUGUUUAACAUAGUUGUAGCAGCCAUAGCUCUUAUACUUUCAUUCUUUUUAUUAUUAGUGUCCUUUAUUGGAAAUGUUAGAAAUACUUCAUGGGAGAUUGGAAUUCUAAGAGCAGUUGGAUUAAAUGAGGUAAUAUUUUAUAAAGUAUUUAUAGAAUUAAAUCUCAAAAGUUUUUGUUUAUGAAUCAAUAACUCUGAUUAUAUCAUCUGGAUUAAUAGGAACUAUUAUUGGAUUAGUAAUAGCAACUACAUUUACACUUUAAAUAGUUGCAUUUUCAGAGUUUAAAUUCAAAUUUGCAUUUCCUACUUUAACUUUUUUAACCACUUUUCUAGGAGGAAUCUUUAUUUCAAUUUAUGCAAGCUAUUUAGCAGUUAGAAGUUUCAAAUUCAAAUCAAUAGCUUCAAUUUUAAAAGGACAAUCAUGA